AUGCGUUCUUUCGUGGGAUUUGGAGCCAUAUGCCUGGCGGCGCCUCUGGUACAAGCCAUCAGCUUGGACGUCAACAGCACUCAGACUCUCACCACAGCAGCACAAACGGUGGCAUCUCGGGUGCUCGACCUUUACUCCAGUAAUAGCACGACUAUCGGACUUUUUGGCGAACCUUACUACUGGUGGGAAUCUGGCCUGGCUUGGGAUACCCUCAUACGAUACUGGGCCUUGACAGGUGAUGCUUCGAACAACGCCAUCGUUGGUGAGAGCUUGAUGUGGCAGGUUGGUUCGAAACUAGAAUACAUGCCAGUCAACCAGACCAAGGGCGAAGGCAAUGAUGAUCAAGCUGCGUGGGCAUUGGCUGCUAUGACUGCUGCUGAGUACGGCUUUCCCAUGCCUUCUGGAAGCGAUGACAAUAUUACGUGGGUUCAGCUUGCUGAGAAUGUCUUCAACGAUCAAGUUGGGCGCUGGGAUGACAGUUCAUGCGGCGGCGGUCUGAGUUGGCAGAUCUUUACGUUCAACAAUGGGUACGAUUACAAGAAUGCUAUGUCGAAUGGCAAUUUCGUUCAGCUGGCUGCUCGUCUAGGACUCUACACCGGCAACGCAACGUACACCGACUGGGCGAGGAAAGCCACGCAAUGGUCACUCGAUACGGGCUUGAUCGCCAACACCAGUACUGGCAAUCCUGGGGCUGUAUAUGACGGCUUCAGCACGACGACCAACUGCUCAGCUUUGAACCACCUGCAAUGGACGGCUGGUGCUGGAACGUAUCUCAGCGGAGCUGCGUACGCAUCUAACGACUCGAGCACUCUUUUCUGGAACAGCGCAGUAUUCGCUCUACUCAUUAACGCCAACAGCACAUUUGCACCCAACGGUACACUCAUCGAGGUUGCCUGCGAAAUGAAUGACAACUGUAGUACGGACCAACUUGCAUUUAAAGGCAUCCUCAUCCGUGGCCUGGCCGCUGUACGAGACUUGACGUACGAUAACAAUCUCACUCAUGGUGCAAACGCGACCGCACCGCAAUCACCUGCUGGUUCAGUUCACGGUCUCGUCAAUGGCAUACUGCAGACUUCUGCCAAGGGGGCAGCGACAGCAUGUUCUGGUGGCGGAUCCGGUACCGACUGCGGCAGCAGCUGGACGAGUGGAAGCUACGAUGGCUCCUCGGGACUUGGGCAAGAACUGAACGCUCUUGAAGUCAUCCUGGCCAAUAUGCCUGCCAAGGCCAUCAAGAAUGUUAAUAGCACUGCUGCAGUGAGCAGCGGUAACGGCACAUCGAGCAGCAGUGGCGGUGGUGGUAGCAACAACAGCUCCACGGGCACAAGCCCGGCGUCAACCAGCAGCUCGAGCGCGGUCCCUAAGACAUCCACUAAUGAAGCGGCUGGAAGACUGCUCUCCACGACUGGUCUCUUGGUGUCUCUGGCAGCUGCCGCUGCUAUGUUUUUAUGA
Recurvomyces mirabilis is the source of this 1449-nucleotide messenger RNA. It is a transcript of the gene DCW1, whose product is annotated as hydrolase 76 protein. The record is from RefSeq and is a predicted model, not a curated record. NCBI's taxonomy places the organism in Eukaryota, Fungi, Ascomycota, Dothideomycetes, Mycosphaerellales, Teratosphaeriaceae. Gene Ontology annotation, biological process: fungal-type cell wall biogenesis; carbohydrate catabolic process. The coding region runs from base 1 to 1449 and encodes 482 amino acids. The transcript is spliced from 2 exons. Gene Ontology annotation, molecular function: mannan endo-1,6-alpha-mannosidase activity.